AACAUCACUUAGAAUUGCAAACAAUUCAUGCUUUGCCAUCUUUUUCUUCCAUUUUCCUGAUCUUUCCAUAGACAAUGUCUCCACUCUUGAUCAAAUAUCUCUCUCUAUCUUUUUCAUCUUUGGCUUUUGAAUUUCAAACCUUAAUUUUAACUUCUACAAACAUUCUGCAGUCCUAUUUUUUAUCCUACUCUACAGAGUACAGACUACAGUCUACGCUUUCCUGUAUCAUUUUCUUUCCCAAUUAAAAAAAAAAAAAUAAAACAAAAGAAUUUUCAGAAAACAAUGGCAGCUUUAUGUGGUGUAUUUAUUUGUUGGCCCCAUGAGUAAUGAGUUGAGCUAUAAUUAUUGAGGUUAAAUUGGUGAAAACAUAGAGAUGGGUAAAAGCGUAUUUUUGUUUCAAUCCUCUGCUUCACUCAUCAUGAUUCUUCCUCUUUUCUUCUCUUCAGCUUCAUGUACUGUAAUAUUGGAAGGAGUCAGAUCAGGUGAAGCAACUAUGCAAAAGGACAUCACAACGCCUCUAACAACAGUACCAACCAUUAAUUUCACAUCCUCAUCAACAUUUCCAGUGUUGAAUCCAAACUCUUUACCUGAAGAUCCGCCAAAGUGGGCUACCCCAACCACAUCUUCACCUGUGAACUCAGGUGCAAGCUGGUGUGUUGCCACCCAAACUGCUGCUCGGUUACCAUUGCAGAUGGCUUUAGACUAUGCGUGUGGCCACGGCGGUGCUGAUUGUAAAGAAAUUCAACCUGGUGGGAGUUGUUUCUACCCAAAUACUCUCCAUGAUCACGCUUCUUAUGCCUUCAACACUUAUUACCAGAACAACCCUCUUCCAAAUAGCUGUAAUUUUGCUGGAACUGCUCUUCUCACCAGCACUAAUCCAAGUACGGAAACUUGCCAGUAUCCCUCAACAAGCACGAGUUCAUCUGUGCUAGAUACAGCAAAUCAAAAUGUUUCAACAGUUUUCGGGAUGGGACCACCUGGACCGUCUAGUUUGGCAACAAUUACACUGGAUAACAAAGUUGCAUAUCUUACAAGAUCAGUGUGUUUUAUAAUACUCCUGCUAAGAUAUGGUCAUUAGUCAGCACUAAACGCAAACAAAUAGCUACAAAAGUUCAGUUACUUAUGCAUGGAUGGAGAUAUGAUGUGUAGGAUAUAUUUUGGAUGUAGGCUUUCUACUAUUAGUGUCAAUCCCAGAGUAGAGGCAGCUUAAUCAUGUAAGUCAGGUUUUCGAUUUUAUUGCAUCAUAUUUAGGAUGUGGUUUAUUGUAUGUAAUUUAUGUAGAGCAACUUUUCAUCUAAGUUUAACAAGGAAACUUUUAAACCAA
Messenger RNA from Spinacia oleracea (spinach), 1324 nucleotides. RefSeq names its product PLASMODESMATA CALLOSE-BINDING PROTEIN 2-like. Lineage: Eukaryota; Viridiplantae; Streptophyta; Magnoliopsida; Caryophyllales; Amaranthaceae. The record is from RefSeq and is a predicted model, not a curated record. Bases 374 to 1078 code for a protein of 234 amino acids. The transcript has 4 exons.